Molecule: messenger RNA, 1194 nt
Organism: Schistosoma turkestanicum
Lineage: Eukaryota; Metazoa; Platyhelminthes; Trematoda; Strigeidida; Schistosomatidae
Source: the annotation of a GenBank genome assembly
AUGACUCAAUUUAUAUCAUUAUUCAGAGAUAGGUUGAUAGGUGAUACUCAUUAUGAAAACAGCAAACUGAAUGCCUUGACUGAGAACAAUGCACAACUAUUUCGUAGAAUAUCAAAGCUUGAAGAAUCGUUAAAUUCACUAAAGAGUUUUAGAGCAGUUGAAACAACACAGUAUGAAUUAAAAAACAAAGUUAAUGGAAGUAUUGUAAGUGACAAUUACUCUUCCCUUUUCUUUCAUAAUUCACCUGAACAAACAACAUUUGAUCAUCAGAAAAAUUUAUAUUACAAUUUAGAAACAAUAAAUUUUGACAAACGAUUAGAAGCUAUGGAAAAGAAAUUACGCAAUCUGUUUGUUGAAACAAAUACACCAGCGUCAACAGAUGUUUUAAAUAAAUAUGCUGUAAAAAUUGUCACAGAAACUUAUCAUCCACUUACAACAUUCAAUCAAAAUUGUAAAGAGUUUUGUCAAAGUGCAAAACAAACUUCUUCAAGAUGUAAUGAUUGUUUACACUUGGAUUUGAAUGAUUUACAAUCUUGUAAUCAAUCAGCUCGUAGUAAUCGUACAGUUCAAACGGUGGAUAUUUUUAACAAGUAUCAACAUAUUGAUAAAUCAGUUCAAACAGCAUAUUAUGAAUCGAUAAAUAUUGCGACAGAUCCAAAAUAUUCCAAUGAAGAGGCAACAUUUACAAAUGAAAAUCGAAUUAUGUCGAAACCGUAUAAGUUAAGCGCAUUGGAAAGGAAUAAUCAAUUUACCAAUUCUGUCCUUCCUAAUCAUCAUGUUAAUCGUGUUAAUAAAGUAAUGAUCUAUGGAAAUGAUAAUAUUUUAAAAGAAGACAACGAUGAUGAUGAAUCCAUUUCUAAAUUUACAUCCAGUGAAUAUCUUGAUAUUAUGGGAUCACCUGAUUCUGAGGCGAGUCGAUUAAAACAAACCUAUUAUAAUAAAGGUGAAAAAAUUGGUUUAAAUCAAUUGAGACAAACACAUAGUUUUGAAUCUGGACUGAACAAUGAUGAAAGUUAUACAGAUAGUGAAAAAAUUCCUGCCACUUCAAGAUCAUAUAAACGAAAUCAAACUUUUGAAUCAAAUUUUCAUUAUGGAACUAUAAGACCAAGUAUACACAAUUCUCGAAAAGCAUCUACAUUAGAAUCAUCUUUUGAAACAAUAUAUGAUCAGACAAAAUUAUGCUAUAAACUUUAA